CUCACAACUCACAAGUCUCAUCAUACAUUUAAUUCAAGUCCUAAACACCUACCUUUAUAACCAACCCUACCCAAACUCUUCAAAAACUUAUCAUUGGCCGGUAAAACAUUCCACAAAUUAAAAAAAAAAAAAAAAAAAACAAUACAGGCAUCUGAGUCGGUCACCCCCACCGUCCACCGGAAUAUUCCUUCACAAAUCCCUCCGGCCACCUCCAUUUCCCUAUUCUAACACCACCUCACCACACCACCACUCAAUCCUCCACAUCUCCGAUCAAUCACUCGUCUUAUAAGCUAUAACUUAUAACCACCGUCAUCGUCACCGCCACAUAUACGGUUAUGUUUUUCUUCUAAUUUAUAUCGUGUGUGUAUAUAUAUCUAUAUAUCUACAUAUAUAUAUGUAUGCAUCCUUUUUGUUGUGUUGCCGCCGAUCAUAACCACUCCAUGCCGGCCACUCCGUCGUCUUCUGCCGCCGUGAGAUCGGAAUUUCUCAAUCACAUACAUCCAAACCCUAACCCUAAACCUAACGUGAAUAAUAGUAAUAAUAAUCAUCAUCAGAAUCACAAUUAUCAGAAGCAGAAUCAGAAUCAGGAUCAGAGAGAUGUGAAGAUUAUUAAUGAUAUUGUGGGGAAUGGGAUAUCAGGGGUGUUGAAUAAGUGGGUUAAUUAUGGUAAAGGAUGGAGACCUAGAUGGUUUGUGUUGCAGGAUGGAGUGCUUUCUUAUUACAAGAUUCAUGGGCCUCAUAAGAUUCUUGUUAGUGGAGAGGCUGUCAAAGGGGCUAGAGUUAUUGGUGAUGAGUCUUUUCGCCGCUUGUCCAAGCGGAGUUCGGGUUUUUAUGUUGGUAAUUCGCAGCAUUUGCAUCGGAAGCCGAUUGGUGAAGUUCAUCUUAAGGUUUCAUCUAUUCGUGAAAGUGGGUCAGAUGACAGAAGAUUCUCCAUUUUUACCGGGACAAAAAGGCUGCAUUUGAGGGCAGACACAAGGGAGGAUCGAAUUGCGUGGAUGGAAGCUUUACAGGCUGUGAAGGGGAUGUUUCCUCGAAUGUCUAACAGUGAAUUAAUGGCUCCUAUUGCUGGCAUUGCCGUAUCAACGGAAAAGUUGAGGCAGCGAUUGUUGGAAGAAGGUGUAAGUGAAGCAGCGAUUCAGGACAGUGAAAAUAUUAUGAGGAGUGAAUUUUCAGCAAUGCAAGAUCAAUUAGUGCUUCUCAAGCAGAAGUAUUUGCUUCUCACGGACACAUUGCGUAUGUUAGAGACGGAAAAGGUUGACCUUGAGAACACAGUAGUAGAUGAGAGUCAAAGGCAGUCAAAGGAAGUUGGGGCAACUUCGAGGCUAAGGCAAGAUAAAUAUAGCGAAGCAAGUCCAAGUGAAUCAGAGGAUGAUAACGAAAGGGGAGAUGCUGCAGAAGAAGAGUCAGAUGAUGAAGAUAACGCCUUCUUCGACACCCGGGACUUUUUAUCAUCAGGUUCUUUUAAAAGCAGUGGGUCCGACAUGAUGUCGCCAUCUUUUACAUCCGACGACGAAGACCAAAUUAACGAACCGGAAAUCGAUGCUUCUAUUAGAUCAGUCGGUACUAAUUUUCCUUGUGUUAAAAGACGGAAGAAGUUGCCAGAUCCUGUAGAAAAGGAGAAGGGAGUAAGUCUUUGGUCAAUGAUCAAAGAUAAUAUCGGAAAAGAUCUUACCAAAGUGUGUCUUCCUGUAUACUUCAACGAACCUAUAUCUUCUCUGCAAAAAUGUUUUGAAGAUUUGGAGUACUCUUAUCUUCUUGAUCGGGCAUAUGAAUGGGGCAAAAGGGGUAAUAGCCUUAUGCGGAUUUUGAAUGUGGCUGCAUUUGCAGUAUCUGGAUACGCUUCCACUGAAGGAAGAAACUGCAAACCGUUUAAUCCGUUGCUAGGGGAAACUUAUGAGGCGGACUAUCCAGAUAAAGGCCUGCGGUUUUUCUCCGAAAAGGUCAGUCAUCACCCAAUGAUUGUAGCAUGUCACUGUGAGGGCAACGGUUGGACAUUUUGGGGAGAUAGCAACUUGAAAAGCAAGUUUUGGGGUCGUUCAAUUCAGCUCGACCCCGUUGGGGUUUUAACAUUAAAGUUCGACGAUGGAGAAAUUUUUCAGUGGAGUAAGGUUACAACAUCCAUAUAUAAUCUUAUUUUGGGUAAACUUUACUGUGACCACUAUGGCACCAUGCGUAUCCAAGGGAACCAAAAUUAUUCCUGUAAGCUCAAGUUUAAGGAGCAGUCGAUCAUAGAGCGGAACCCACAUCAGGUUCAAGGCGUUGUUCAAGACAGGAGUGGAAAAACGGCAGCAACUUUAAUUGGCAAAUGGGACGAAAGCAUGCAUUAUGUGAACGGAGACUGUUCUGGAAAAGGAAAAGGUGACCCAUUUUCAGAUGCGCGUUUGCUAUGGAGAAGAAGCAAACCUCCAAAGGUUCCCACAAGAUAUAACCUAACCCGCUUUGCUAUUACGUUAAAUGAGCUUCUCCCUGGACUAAAGGAGAAGCUUCCACCAACCGAUUCAAGGCUGAGACCAGAUCAGAGGUGCUUAGAAAAUGGCGAGUAUGAAAUGGCAAAUGCAGAGAAGCUAAGACUCGAGCAACGUCAGCGGCAGGCUAGGAAAAUGCAAGAGAGGGGGUGGAAACCGCGGUGGUUUGCAAAGGAUAAAGCAACCGAUACUUUUGUUUAUACCGGCGGUUAUUGGGAGGCCCGAGAAGAAGCUAAGUGGGGUUCAUGUCCCGAUAUUUUUGGACAGUUUUCUUCAGAUCAGACGUUAGACUGAGUUAAGCUUAUUCAAUAAAUACUCUCCGUUUCUUUGCUCAUACUUUUCGCUACACAAGAUUACAACGUUGCCGAUGACAGGACCCGUGAAUAGGCGUUUAGAAGUAAGUAUGUUUUUGCCUUUUUGGUGUUAUAUUUUAUAUACUCCCAUUCCCCUGCCUUGUACUUAUUUGUUCCCUAUAGUUUCAUUCAUAAGGUCCUUGAUUUUUGGUCCUCUUUUCAUACACAUUAUGUUGGAUAUCGACAUGUCAUAAUGUCCCUAAUGUCGGAUUCGUCACUCAUUGAACUAAUUUUACACAAGUCGAAAAUGCGACUAUUUAGUAA
Helianthus annuus (common sunflower) is the source of this 3082-nucleotide messenger RNA. Its product is annotated as oxysterol-binding protein-related protein 1C. Gene Ontology annotation, molecular function: sterol binding. The transcript has 10 exons. Gene Ontology annotation, cellular component: intracellular membrane-bounded organelle; cytosol; membrane. The coding region runs from base 399 to 2759 and encodes 786 amino acids. NCBI's taxonomy places the organism in Eukaryota, Viridiplantae, Streptophyta, Magnoliopsida, Asterales, Asteraceae. The record is from RefSeq and is a predicted model, not a curated record.